AAUAUUUGUUAAAGAAAGACACGUCCACUUCUCCAGGCUCUAGGAUCCGCCCCCUUCUCUUUCUCUCUGACUCGGCUGCUGCCUGCUUCUCUCUGAACAAACUCUUAACCGAUUUUCCAUUCUUUUCAUACAUUUCGUUGCUCUUCUUUAAAGACUGGCUAAGUCAAUUGCUAGGAUCAGCUAAGUAAUUAUUUUCUUAUUGAUUAAGUUGGAAUUAUUUUAUAAUGGCAUCAAGAGUGAUCUUGCGAAGGAGGAGCUACAUUUUCAAUUCCCCAACUCGACCCACUUCCCUUUUUCGAGGCUUUUCUAGUUUUGACCAUAGGCAAUCCUUUACAUUUGAGGAUUCACGAGGAACAGCCUUGGAUGCAAACCGUCCUUACCAGAAUUCCGAUUUUACGAAAGUCGUUUUACCUUCGGUUCAAAAAAAUGAGCUGUCAAAUUUUCUAGCAGCUCAAUAUUAUAGGAGUAACUCAUCUGGAAUCUCAAACUUGGGUUAUCAAGUGGGAGAUUUAGAUUUUGUGUUACCAUUGGGGGUCCGGUGGUUUUCACAAUCUGUACGUUCUGCUUCAACUGCUACUGCUGGUCAACCUGAAUUGGGCAACGAGAAUGAUGGAAAUGAACAACAGGCUACAAAAAAGGUGAAGGAGGCUUCGCCUGAGGAAUGUGAUCAAGCAGUUGAAGGCCUGACUACAGUGAAAGCCAAAGCAAAAGCUAAGCAGCUACAGGACUCCCCUAAAAGUGCUCAAUCCGUAAUCAAGAAAAUAUGGGCCACGAUUCUGGGCAUUGGACCUGCCUUAAGAGCUGUUGCUUCUAUGAGCAGGGAAGACUGGGCAAAGAAGCUUCGGCAUUGGAAGGAUGAAUUUAAAUCUACAAUGCAACACUAUUGGUUGGGUACAAAGUUGCUUUGGGCUGAUAUUAGGAUAAGCUCAAGGUUAUUGGUAAAACUUGCUAGUGGGAAGGGUCUAUCUAGAAGGGAAAGGCAACAACUUACUAGAACCACAGCUGAUAUUUUUAGGCUAGUCCCUUUUGCAGUUUUUAUCAUAGUUCCAUUUAUGGAGUUUUUGCUACCAGUAUUUUUGAAAUUAUUUCCAAACAUGUUACCAUCAACCUUCCAGGACAAGAUGAAAGAACAGGAAGCAUUGAAAAGACGGCUAAAUGCAAGGAUAGAAUAUGCAAAGUUUCUUCAAGAUACAGUAAAGGAAAUGGCAAAAGAAAUCCAAAACUCACGAAGUGGAGAUGUUAAAAAGACAGCAGAAGAUCUUGAUGAGUUUAUGAACAAGGUUAGAACUGGUGCAGGUGUAUCCAAUGAUGAAAUUUUAGGCUUUGCCAAGUUAUUUAAUGAUGAGCUUACUUUAGACAAUAUUAGCAGGCCUCGUUUGGUGAAUAUGUGCAAAUAUAUGGGUAUCAGUCCGUACGGUACAGAUGCAUAUUUACGUUAUAUGCUUCGGAAAAGACUGCAAGAGAUCAAGAAUGAUGAUAAGGUGAUUCAAGUUGAGGGUGUGGAGUCACUUUCAGAAGCGGAGCUUCGUCAAGCUUGCAGAGAUCGAGGCUUACUUGGAUUACUUUCAGUGGAGGAGAUGAGACAUCAGUUGCUUGAUUGGCUGGAUUUAUCUCUCAAUCAUUCAGUGCCCUCUUCUCUGUUGAUUCUCUCUAGAGCAUUCUCUGUGUCUGGAAAAGUCAGACCAGAGGAGGCUGUUCAAGCUACACUCUCCUCUCUGCCAGACGAGGUUGUGGAUACUGUUGGGGUUACAGCUUUACCAUCUGAAGAUUCUGUUUCAGAAAGGAGGAGAAAGUUAGAAUUCCUUGAAAUGCAGGAAGAAUUUAUCAAGGACGAAGAAGAAGAGGAAGAGGAACAAGCCAAGUUGAAAGAAUCUAUUAGCAACCACAAGGAUGUGGCUUUGGAAGGGAUGGCUGUUUCCACAGCUAAAGAAGCACAAGAAUUAGCAAAGGCAAAAACAUUGGAGAAACAAGAGCAGCUAUGUGAGCUCAGCCGAGCUUUAGCUGUUUUAGCUUCUGCAUCUUCAGUCAGCAGGGAGCGUGAAGAGUUCUUGAGACUUGUCAAGAAAGAGAUGCAACUGUACAACAGUAUGGUAGAGAAAGAGGGUACAGAUGGUGAAGAAGAAGCUAAGAAGGCGUACAAAGCUGCCCGGGAGGAUAGUGACCAUACUGCUGAGAAGGCAAUUGGUCACAAAGCUUCCUCUGCGCUUAUAGACAGGGUUGAUGCUAUGCUCCAAAAGCUUGAAAAAGAAAUUGAUGAUGUUGAUGCCAAGAUUGGAAACCGUUGGCGGUUGCUUGAUAGGGAUUAUGAUGGUAAAGUAACUCCUGAUGAGGUUGCCUCUGCUGCUAUGUACCUCAAGGACACAUUAGGCAAAGAGGGUAUUCAGGAGCUUAUUAGCAACCUCUCCAAAGAUCAAGAAGGAAAAAUACUUGUUGAAGAUAUCGUCAAAUUAGGUGGUGAAACAGAAGAUGCUGACACAGCCGAAGCAAGAAGAUCAUAGGCAAAUGUACUGAAAAUUGUCGUUAGUGCGUCUAUUACAACAUUAUUAUAAUUUAACUUAGAAUUGAUGUAGCACUUGCCUUCAGUGUAUGCUAUGAUAGUUUUAUAUCACCUACUACAAACUGAAGAAGGAACUCUACUUAAUUCUUUGUUGAAUAAGGUUUUGGUGAUACACUUGAUGCUUGGAAAAUUGUUAUCUACAAAAGAAAAUGGAUGAUACAAACCUCUGGAUGACUGCUAACUUUUCUUAUCUUUAUCAUUCUUGUAUAUGAAUGUCUUUGGA
Molecule: messenger RNA, 2780 nt
Organism: Durio zibethinus
Lineage: Eukaryota; Viridiplantae; Streptophyta; Magnoliopsida; Malvales; Malvaceae
Biological process (GO): intracellular monoatomic cation homeostasis
Cellular component (GO): mitochondrial inner membrane
Molecular function (GO): calcium ion binding; ribosome binding
Source: RefSeq, a predicted model, not a curated record